AGAAAUUCCACGUCGCUGCUUGUAGGACAGCUGGGAGAGAGAGAGAGAGAGAGACGCAGCGCGCUCUCUCAGGCUCUCAGGCUCAGGGGGAUAAAAGCAGGAGAGCGCCUACCGGCUGGAGACGAGCCGCGGAACAGCGACCACUCGACCCCGCAGGAGGUUGGAUGCGACGGAGGCUGGACGGUGAGCGGACAGCGGCUCCUGACUUCAUGAUUCAAUGGACCUGAUUAAACUUGGGAUUUACAUGCAUUCUGGGUGAUCCGAUCAUAAAUGGACAGCGCUAAGUACAGUAGGUGAAUUGUGGACGUCCUGUAUGUGCGAGUGCUCACUCUGAGUGUGCACAGCAGGGCUACGUUGCUUGGACGCAGAGGGGAAGGAUUUCCCUGUAUUAUGUCCACCAUGAACUGGAAAAGAAGAUUCACGCUCUGUGAAUGUGCGGUGAUGGUGCUGCUGCUGGGUCACAUGACCUCUGCCUUAGAAGUGCCUCUGGACUCUAAAGUUCUGGAAGGAUUGCCACAGCCUCCCACUAUAACCCACCAAUCCCCUAAGGAUUACAUCAUCGACCCACGAGAGAAUAUUGUCAUCCACUGUGAAGCAAAAGGGAACCCGCAUCCCAGCUUUUCGUGGACGCGCAAUGGCACUCAUUUCGAUGUGGAAAAGGACCAUAAGGUGAUCACCAGGUCCAACUCAGGCACGCUGGUGAUAGACAUCAGUGAGGAGAAGGCUGAGGCGUAUGAGGGCGUGUAUCAGUGCAUGGCGCGAAAUGAACACGGCACUGCAGUGUCCAACAACAUCGUCAUACGACAGUCCAAGUCCCCCUUGUGGUCGAAGGAAAGAAAUGAGCCUAUCACAGUACAGGUGGGCGUGUCGCUGAUUUUGCACUGCAGACCUCCGGCUGGCCUCCCCCCACCAAUCAUAUUCUGGAUGGACAACAAUUUCCAGCGGCUGCCUCAGAACAGUCGUGUGUCUCAGGCGCUGAAUGGGGACCUGUACUUCUCUAAUGUGCUGGCGGAGGACACCAGAAACGACUAUAUCUGCUACGCCCGCUUCCCACACACUCAGACCAUCCAGCAGAAGCAGCCCAUCACAGUCAACGUGCUGAACGUUGAUGCAAUGAAUGAGACAGUCUUGGCAGCUUAUUUGAAUGACACUGAUUUUUUGGGUGAUCGUCCAGCAGGAGAGCGGAAACCCUCCUUUAUGUACCCAUCAGGGGACAGCAGCACCGUUUCGGUCCUGAGAGGAGAAACUCUAGAGCUGGAGUGCUUCGCUGAUGGUCUGCCGACCCCAGAAAUCUCCUGGACUAAAGCGAACGGGGACCUGCCCAAUGACCGCUUUUCCUUCCAUAACUUCCAGAAGACACUGAAGAUCACUGAGGUGAUGGAGGCGGAUGGAGGAGACUACCACUGCUUGGCCAGGAAUCGCUUAGGCAAUGCUCAGCACAUCAUCACUGUGGUGGUCAAAGCGGCUCCAUUUUGGAUCAGCGCUCCCCGCAACCUCGUCCUUGCCCCCAAAGAGAUGGGCAUGCUCAUCUGCCAUGUGGGGGGCAACCCCAAACCCACCAUCACCUGGCUGGUCAAUGGUGUCCCCAUUGAGAAUUCACACAAAGAUCCUAGUCGGAAAAUAGAGGACAACACCAUUAUCCUGAGUGAUGUGCAGACCGGCUCUAGUGCUGUCUACCAGUGCAAUGCAUCUAAUGAGUUCGGCUACCUGUUGGCCAAUGCCUUUGUCAAUGUGCUUGCUGAACCUCCGAGGGUGCUGACACCUCCAAACUACGUGUACCAGGUCAUCUCCAAUCGCCAAGCCAUGCUGGAUUGUGCCUCUUUUGGGUCACCCAUACCAAAGAUCACUUGGUUUAAAGACGGCCAGACGGCUAUAGUGAAUGGUGAUUCCUAUAUCCUGCACGAAAACGGAACUUUACAGAUAAACGUAGCACAGCCGCUGAACAGCGGAAAAUAUACCUGCGUGGCGACCAACAGCCUGGGCAACAGAGAAAAUCACGUAUAUCUGGAAGUGAAAGAGCCCACACGGAUCCUGAAGCAGCCUGAGUAUAAAAAGGUGCAGAGGAGCAGCAAAGCUGUGUUUGAGUGUAAGGUGAAGCAUGAUCCCACACUUAUCCCUACCAUGACCUGGCUCAAAGACAACGGGGAACUGCCUGAUGAUGAGCGGUUUGUGGUGGACUCAGACAGUCUGACGAUAAAUGAUGUGACGCAGGAGGACGAAGGCACGUACACGUGCAUCAUGAACACCACUCUGGACCAGGACUCAGCCAGCGCCACCCUCACUGUAGUCGAAGCCACUGCAGCUCCACCUAUAAUCUACGAGCGUCCAGACCCGCCCAGAGACCUGGAGCUGACUGACCAGAAGGAGCGAAGUGUUCAGCUGACCUGGACCCCCGGAGACGAACAUAACAGCCCUGUUCAGUCGUUUCUAAUCCAGUACGAGGACUCUCUCCAUGAGCAAGAUGUGUGGAAUAAUAUGACCGAGGUACCAGGUACGAGCACCACAGCUCACCUGGAUCUCUCCCCAUAUGUGUACUACUCCUUCAGGGUGUUGGCACUCAACGAUGUGGGCCUGAGCGAAGCUAGUAUCCCUUCCAACCAGUAUCGCACCAACCCUGCCUCGCCUGAUGAAAAUCCUUCUGAUGUUGAGGGGACUGGAACUGAACCAGACAAUAUGGUGAUAUCUUGGAAUGAGAUGACAGGGCUGCAGUCUAAUGGUCCUGGGCUUCAGUAUAAGGUGAGCUGGAGACAGAAGGAUACAGAUGAAGACUGGAUGUCCAUCAUUGUGGCUAACGUCUCGGAGUAUGUAGUGACAGGGACACCCACCUUUGUCCCAUAUGAGGUGACGGUGCAGGCCAUUAAUGAUUAUGGGUCCGGCCCCAAACCAGAGGUGGUGCUUGGAUAUUCAGGAGAAGACCGCCCAACGAUGGCUCCAGAGAGUGUGAAGGUGCUUGUGCAGAACAGCACGGUGGCUGAGGUUCACUGGGAGCCCAUUCCUCCUUCUACAGUCAAAGGGAAAAUGUUGGGAUACAAGGUGAGCUACUGGAAGGAGAAGAGUUUGCAGAAAGAGGAUUCCAAGCCAGAAAAGCCACAGGAGCUCACUUUCAGUGGGAAUGAGACAGAGGGCCGUCUCCCUGACCUGCAACCCUAUAGCCAGUACAGCAUCAAUGUCAGGGCCUUCAAUGGGAAGGGUGAUGGACCUCCCAGUACAAACCAGAAAUUCGAGACACCUGAGGGAGUGCCUGGACCCCCGACUUUCCUCAGAAUCACAAAUCCAAAUCUGGAGUCGUUCACAGUGGAGUGGGGCCCUCCCGUGGAUGAUAACGGUCGCAUCACUGGCUACAUUCUCAAAUACCAGCCCAUUAAUAACACAGAGGAGCUGAAAGAGAUGACCCUCCUGGCUAACGAGACCAGUGUCAUUCUUGAAAAUCUCAAGUACAGCACGCGCUACAAGUUCUACCUUAACGCCAUGACAAUCAAGGGCUCGGGGCCUAUUGUGACGACAGCGAUCACAAUCAUGGAUGAAGCGUUAAUACGGCAGCCCGCAGUAGAGGCGGGUAAAGGCACAGAAUCCCCUUCACAUCCAAUCUCCCCUGUCACACAGUCUGUGCAGCCCCCAUUUUACAAGGCGCGUCCAGUCGGCCCAGUGUUCGGGAGCGUGAACUUUUCCCUGGAGGAAGACCAUGCCAUACUAAACUGGGAGUACACAGGGGACGAAAACAAUGUAUAUGUGGAAUAUAUGUUAGACAACAGUAAAGAAGCCUGGAAAAGGGAGGCUGUAAAUGGCUCCCGGACGUAUCAGUUAAAGAGCCUAAAGGCGGGCAUGACCUAUAGGGUGCGCGUGGUGGCCAAAGACCACGGAGAUGCAACGGUCCACAGCACGGAGGAGCUGCUGAUUGCGGUUCCAGCUAUGACCAGCAGGCAGGUUGAUAUAGCUACUCAAGGUUGGUUCAUCGGUCUAAUGUGUGCCAUCGCUUUGUUGAUCCUGGUCCUCCUCAUCGUGUGCUUCAUCAAGAGGAACAAAGGAGGCAAAUAUCCUGUGAAAGAAAAGGAAGAGGCUCAUCAGGACCCAGAGAUCCAGCCCAUGAAAGAGGACGAUGGCACAUUUGGAGAAUACAGGUCCUUGGAGAGUGACACGGAGGAUCACAAGCCCCUGAAGGGCAGCCGGACCCCCUCCAACGGCACGGUGAAGAAGGAUGACAGCGAUGACAGCCUGGUGGACUACGGCGAGGGAGGCGACGGGCAGUUCAACGAGGAUGGCUCCUUCAUCGGCCAGUACAGUGGCAAGAAGGAGAAGGACACGGCCGAGGGCAACGAAAGCUCAGAGGCUCCGUCUCCCGUCAAUGCUAUGAACUCCUUCGUGUAAAGGGCCCCUGUGACCUUCGCCCCCUGCCGACACCCGCCCCCAAUCUCGUCACACUUCUUUCAUCUGGAGAGCAGACUGUCCCUACUUCACUGUGACCCUCCUGACAUCACAUGGCCACAAUAAACAAAGCAUCCCACUCAUAACCAUGAGAGAGAGCAAGAGCGAGAGAGAAAGAGAGAGAGAAAGAUGUAGGGAGGGAAAGCAAUACACACAGGAGGAAUGUACCGUAACUAGCAGACCAGCCCUGGUCUCCUCGGCUAGCCAGAGCGAACGCAGGAGGACUUUGAUGUGAUAACUGCUGUAUUAUCUUUUUGCAAACGUAUAUAUGGAAUAUAUAGAAAUUAUAUACACAUAUAUAAGAAUUCUAUUUUCUGAACAUGGGUCUGUUUGCAGUCAGUAGGCAUUGAAUCCCGCCAUCUCGCCCCUGCUCCCUGCCCCCUGCCCCCUGCCCGUGCUAUGGACUCACUGCAUGGACUCAAUGCUACCACACACCCCACCUGCUCCGUGAAUCAGUGGAUCAGCGUGAGCUGGCGUUUGAGAAGCUUUGGACCAAUGUCUGGUGGACGCUCACGCUUUGCAUCACAGCUGCCUUCUUCAGUUCCCUCGUCAAAAGUGUUGAAACCGGUAUUAUUCACGCUAAAAGGCACCAAUGUCUUCGUGGACAUUGUUGUGGAACAUGUGACUCCGUGUUAAAGUUAUUUUUAUUUGACGUCUUUUGUGCCAGGCAAGAGCUGCAGCAAAAGAUUACGAACUGGACGCCAGAGAAGUGGGGUAGAAAACUCUUGACACACAUACAGACAUGCUUUCAAUGCUCACACUGUCCCGAAUUCUCUUAGACCAUAACUACGUCUGUUUUUUAGUUCUUCUGAGGGUUUUUUUUUUCUUUUUUUGCACUUGCCAUUUUGUAGAUGUUACAUUAGUUUGCAUUGGAUAACUCUCUCUCUUUUUUGCUGUUGCACUACUGAAGGAGAAACUUCAAGGAUGGUUGUGUUUCACCCAUUACUGUCACUGCUGGCACUCAUCAUUAUGGAGUAAAGCCCCUAUUGGUCCAAAACACAGUGGCUGCUGGUAUUAUGGCCUUCUGUGUAGGUCAGUGGGUGUAAAGCUGGGUGCUUUACGUAGUCUUAAGCACGGUUCCUCAGUGCCUUGGUAGAAGACAAGUGUUCUGUGGUUAAACGACGACCACUAAACCCUCCUCAGCCAAUCCAUUCAGAGCGCUUGGUUUUCUCACAGCCUUGCAGAUAGCUCUGCGGUUGAGAAGGGCGAGGAGCUUGCAGAGCCCAGCAAGGACUAACCACCCAGUCAUCAGAUUCGCACAACUGCUAUACGAGAUGAUGUCAAACAUCUUCUGUCACCAGGUGCGCUGCAGUAUCCGCCCAGCACGUGUGCUGGUUUUCUAUUUAUAGGUGACUCAUGGUCCAAGGAUUGCAGAAAGACCUGGCUUAGUCGGCAAAUGUGCAUCUUAUCCUAACAAACACCAGCUCUGACAAAGAAGGUCAAAUUGAAGUGUUUCAGAACCUACAAGUGUGUCUGAGUGAGCUCUAGCUAGCUUCUUUAAGUAGCAGCAAAGGCGGAGAAACCCAUUUAAAUGAACCAUCAGGCGACUCCUACAUAAACUGCUGUGUAGCCUUUCGACAGGUUAGAUAAAAAUCAUUGCACUGCAAAAAAUAGUUCCAUGCCAAGUGAAAUGAUCCAAAUCUAGUUGAGAUGUCUAACAUUUCCAUUGUUGUAAGAUUGUUGUACGCUUAUUAUAGGAUUAUUUAACUUAUUUCUGGAUUUUUUCCUUGUUUAAGUGAUUUAAGUCAGAUUCUCUUAUCCUAUUGGCAGAUAAUUGUGUUUGUUUCAAGCAUAUUUCUCAAAAUAAGGUAAAGUAUCUGCCAAUAUAGUGAGAUAAUUUGACUGAUUAAAAUCACCUUAUUGACCAGGGUAUAUUUUGUGUUCAUCUGAAUGCACAUGACCAAAUCGUAAGGCAAAUUAUUCAGUAACUGUAUGAAAUAAAUGUAUUUUUAUUUAUUUAUUUGUUUAUUUAUUGUAAAAGCUGCCCUCAAAUUAACCAAACGUGUUUUAUGAUCAUACACGUGUUGCUAUAUACUUACAGUUUACCGCUGAAAGCCAAAAAUCUUUGACGCUCUUCGUAUUAUUUCAUAAAAAUAAUGUUUACAGAGCAGAUCCCUGAUAAGACACCACCUGCUUAUAGUUUGUAGCCCAGAUUUGUGGAAAAAUGGGUGGACCUUCAGUAGAAAAAAGAACGGGUGAGUUCAGCGUCUUCUAUUAUAAAGUUUAAAAAUGACAUCACCCAUCAAUUCGACUGAAAAGAAGACAGUCACAGCUCUCAUAUGAAAUAUCAAAGUUAUGAACAAGUACGUUUUGGAUACACUGGUGGUCUCAAGGAGUUGAAGAGGUUAAAACAAAUGGAAAAUGUCUGGAAAUAAGUUAAAUAAUCCUGAAAUAAGCUUAGUAUUUAUAAUAAAUCUAUUCCUAUACCCUCUUCCUCAGUUCUAUCUGUCAGUCAGACGUUUUAGAGCUCUCUCCCCUCCUUCACUCAUGAAGUCUCUUCUCAUUCUACCACCUUAUUUUGAAAUCACAGCUGCUACAUGAGCCGAGCGGAUACUAGAGCGCACCAACUGAGUCAUCUCACACCACAGGGAGGGGCUGUACAUUAUACAGAGAAGCAGCUAAAACUACUGCCAAUCUUCUCUUGCAGGUAAACUGCCAUAGUUACUGACCAGAAGCAGGUGGUCCUUCACACUGGGGACGAAUGGGGGAUGUUAUAAUAAAUAAGGAAUGUGGAGCUUGCAGUAACCUGUUGUUAGUAAUCUCAGUGUAUGUGGGAAUGAGUAGGAGAAAGAAAACAAACACCCUUUUCACACAUAACCAUGUUUUUUAUUGCAUGUUAAUGAGUAUUGCAAGCUGUCGAGUCGUAGUGCAAUGGAAAGCUCACAAAACACACAGUGCGCAGUGCUGCUGUCAUCGAGUGUGGUUGGAAUGUGUGUGCAUGAGUGUUUGAGUGUGAGUGUGUUUGUAUGUGUAUUUAUGUGAACAUGCAUGUACAGAUGUGCAUGUUUGUGUAUGUGAGAGUGUGUGUGUGUGUGUGUUAAUAGACCUCAGUUCUAGAAAAGUUGGAACAG
Pygocentrus nattereri (red-bellied piranha) is the source of this 7493-nucleotide messenger RNA. It is a transcript of the gene nrcama, whose product is annotated as neuronal cell adhesion molecule a. Gene Ontology annotation, molecular function: protein binding. The transcript is spliced from 34 exons. Gene Ontology annotation, cellular component: axon; plasma membrane. Bases 391 to 4365 code for a protein of 1324 amino acids. The record is from RefSeq and is a predicted model, not a curated record. Gene Ontology annotation, biological process: cell-cell adhesion; axon guidance. NCBI's taxonomy places the organism in Eukaryota, Metazoa, Chordata, Actinopteri, Characiformes, Serrasalmidae.